Molecule: messenger RNA, 1188 nt
Organism: Phoenix dactylifera (date palm)
Lineage: Eukaryota; Viridiplantae; Streptophyta; Magnoliopsida; Arecales; Arecaceae
Source: RefSeq, a predicted model, not a curated record
AUGAAAGAUCUCUGGCAGGUGCUUCCUAUGUAUACUCUCUUUUGUGCCGUGUUCUUCAUAUUUCUCUAUUCCCAACCUUGUGCUUCCAGUUCCAAAAAUCUCAGCUGCAAUUCUGAUGAUCUGAGAGCACUAGAGGCUUUCUCAAAUGGUCUUGAUUCGAGGAUCGAUGGGGGGAAAUUUCAUGAUGCUCCUGCUGCAAACUGUUGCAGUUGGCCUGGGGUGCGCUGUGCUUUGUUCUCAGUUUUCUCCUCCCCGUCCUCAAUAAAUUCUACCAAUCAAAGCUUAAGGGUCGUCGGUUUGGAUCUCGCAAGCAUGGCUCUGAAAGGGCUUCUCUCGAAUUCUCUGUCAGGUUUGGAUCAGUUGAGCUUCCUCAACCUCUCCCAUAACUCCCUACGAGGCACCGUCCCUCCAGAGUUGUUUCAUUUACGUCGGUUGGAGGUGCUGGACCUGAACAGCAACGGCUUCACCGGUGAUCUGGGUCAAGGUAUCAGUAACCUUACAAGCUUGUCCUACCUCGACGUCUCCUUCAAUCAAUUCACCGGAUUCAUUCCGGAUUCAUUUCAUGGCCUUCAGAGGCUGGAGAGUUUCUCCGCUGAAUCCAACUCUUUUGAAGGUCGAUUACCAAAUUCACUCUCAUCUUGCUCGAUGCUUAGGUUGCUCAAUCCGAGUAAUAAUUCUCUUGAUGGCAAUAUUGACCUUAAUUUCACUAGUUUGGUUCAUCUAGUUGUUCUCAAUCUCGGAUCUAAUCAUUUUUCUGGUCAUAUCCCGAAGAGCUUGUCUUCUUGUAGAGCUUUGCAGGUUCUAAACCUUGCUAGUAAUAAUCUCCAUGGAAAAUUCCCAAAAGUUUUAGGAACCUUCACGCUCUCUCCUAUCUGUCAGUGUCAAAAAAACAGUCUUUCCAAUGUUUCAGUGGCAUUGCAAACACUACAGGAGUGUCAGAAUCUGACGGUCCUUAUCCUUACAAUGAACUUUUAUGGAGAAGAGUUGCCUAAUAACGGAAUUCAAGGAUUUCACAGCUUGCAAGCUCUGGUUGUAGCAGUUUGUGCUCUCACUGGUUUCGAUUCCCUCGUGGUUAGCAAAUAUCAAAGAGUUGAGUUUCCUAGAUUUGUCUUGGAAUCACUUGACUGGAGGCAUUCCAUUGUGUAUUGGGAGCCUGGAUUCUCUGUUUUACCUGGACCUGUCAAAUAA